AUGUCAACAAAUGCAAAUAAUUCCGAUCUAUAUUUGAGACCUCUACCAUUUCUCGAUCACAAAUGGGUAAGAGCAGAUCUCAUAUCGAGUCUACGAAGCCCCGAAGAUGCUGCUGUAUUGUGGAAUAAUCUAAUACAAGAUUGUGAAUUGGUAUCAUCGCCGGCUGGACCUGUCCUAAAUACUGCCGGUAAUUGGUCAUAUUUGGGCGAUGAUGGAAAACAUUAUUGUGGUGUCCAAAAAUUACAAUGUUCCUGUUGUCCGGCAAAUGACUAUUGCGGUCCGCUAUCGGCCUGUAAUUGUAGUGCUUGCCACAGUCUGGAUUCGGAUGCGACCAUUAAGAAAAUAACCACACAGGCCCAGGCGGCUGCUGCUGCAGCCCAACGUAUUGCCAGCGAUGCCAUCUUUGAGUCUUGGCUAUGGGGUCAGACCCCAAAUGCUGUGGCCAAAAUUGAAUGUCAAAAGACUUUAAUUAAUGAACUGCAUGAUAUUGCUUUACAGGCAGCCGGCAAUUGCCUUUCGGCCAUACAUUUGCGGCAGCAGCUUUUCAUAUAUGAACGAUAUUUUGUGGCACUGGCACGGUGUAAACAACAAUUGCAGCAACAACAGGCAAUGCAACAACAACACAGUCUACAACAAAUGCAAUCAACAGAGAUGCCAACAUCACUUAAUCCGACAAAUCCAUUUUUAAAUGUUGGCGAUAAAACCCGCCUAUCGGAAGAGAGUAAUUUCUCGUCGCGUGAUCGUUUUGGUAAAUAUCGUCAGACAUCAUCACAGGAGUUGCGAUCACCGGGACGUGAUAGUGAACGUGCCACAUUGGGUUUGGCACGUGUCUGUACGCGGGCAGCCUUGAAUUUUUCCUUCUUUUUUCUGCGUCGAGCAUGGCGUUCCGGUGAAGAUACGGAAAUGUGUAGUGAAUUGUUGUGUGAAGCCUUAGAAUCGUUACAAGAUUUACCCGAAGCAUUGCUGUUCGAUACAACACAGGUAUCACCCCUGUGGAUUGAAGUGUUGGAACGUUCAAUAAAAUUUCUACGACAAGUUGCCUUGGGUGAUCCAUUGGGUGGCCGUUGUUUGGCCCCCAAAGAAGAUCGCCACACAGCUCUGUGUUUGCUAUUGGAGCUGGGAGCCCAAAAAGGCAGCCUAGCUGCAUCAUUGGAAGCAGUUGUCCUUCUACUUACCCUCUGGGAAAAAGACAAAUCUACAGAUGAUAAUCGUGAUGUACCACAAAAUACAGGCGCCCCAUUGGUACCCAUACUAAAACGUUAUGAAUGCAUUGGUAAUUAUGGUCUAACACCAAAUAGUUCUGCCAAUGUUUUACCAUCCAGUGCCACGGAGUGUUUUCUACGUUUCUUGACAUUACCCGAACAGGAAAAUGCCAAUGUUGAUUUGAAACAGGCAGCUGUUGUUAUUAUAUCACAUUUAGAUCGAUUGGCCAAACCGCACAUGCCUACAGCACAUUCCAUACAAACGAAUUACAAUGCAAUGCAGAAUAAAUACAACGCCUCCGCGGCCGGAUUGGGAAAAACCUCAUUGAUUAAUCAAAGUUCUCAGGAGAGUGGUUCAUGUGGACCGGGUGCUUCGAUAACCACUAACAAUAAUAAUAACAUCUCGUCAAGUACUCCUCAAUUGCAUGAGCAGCGAAUUUAUGCCCUGGGAUGGUUAUCAUUGAAUCCCCAUCAAAAUGGCUUUACCGCCGAGCCCGCGGUGGGCAUGCCCUUGAAUGGAAAUCAAACCACAUAUAGUCAAUAUUCAGCGCCGGUUUUGAACUUCUACUUCCAAGUACAACAAGUGGUUAUAUCCGAAGAGUAUGUUUUGUUCUUAACCCAAGAUGGCAAGAUGUACACCUGGCGUAUUUCCAAACCCGAGACGGAACCCAUGUUGAUUGAAGAAAUGUCCGAGGUGCAUGUAAUAGCAGUGGCAGCCCACUGUGAGGGUAGGCAUUAUAUGGCUGUGGAUAGUAUGGGCAAUGCUUAUUCCUGGGGCAAUGGUGUGGGUGGCCGCCUGGGUCAUGGUGAUACAUUACCGCGAGAACAUCCCACAAAAAUCAAUGCUUUGGAGAGCACGGUCAAAUCGGUGCAUGUUGGUUGUUCCUAUAGUGCUGCCAUUACCUUCAAUGGCACUUUAUACACCUGGGGUCGUGGCACAUAUGGCCGCCUGGGUCAUGGCAAUUCUGAUGAUAAACUCAUACCAAUGCCCGUUACUGCUUUGUCGGAACACAAAAUAAUCGAUGUGGCCUUGGGUAGCGGUGAUGCCCACACCUUAGCGGUUACCGCCUCUGGUUUGGUUUAUGCCUGGGGUGAUGGUGAUUUUGGUAAAUUGGGUAAUGGUUCCUGCAACGGCUCACCAAUACCCCAACUUAUUGAUACCCUACCACGAGUGCAACGUGUAUUUGCUGGUGCCCAAUUCUCGGUGGCCCUGACGUGUGAUGGCAAAUUAUAUUCCUGGGGCAAAUCGAGUGGUGGACGUCUGGGUCACAGCCAGCUGGACAAACAAGUACAGUGUCUGAGUACACCCAAAUUGAUAACAGCUCUACAAUCAAAAACUAUUAUUGAUGUGGCCAUUGGUGUUUCCCAUUGUUUGGCCUUGAGUGCCAAUGGUGGUGAGGUUUUCGGCUGGGGUCGUAAUGAUUAUCAACAAAUAUGUCCAGCCUCGAUUUGUAAAGAACCUUUGGUGAAACAACCCAUUUUGGCGACUCAUCCUUCCGUUUAUGCCUAUGGCAUAGCUUGUGGUGCCGCUCAAAGCAUUAUCUGGAGUCAAACUUCGAUACAGGGAAUACCGGCACGUAUACCGUUUGUCAUUGAUUUAAGUGAACAGACUUUCCGUCUGUUGGAUCAGCUGUUGGGUAUGGUUUGUGGCCAGGAUUCCAAUAAUCGUCAAACACCAAAUCAAGAAGCUGAAUGUGUGGCCGUGGCUUGCUUAAAUCUGCUACGAUUACAAUUGCAUGCCCUCAUUGCGAAUGGCAUUGCAGCAAAAAGUGUGGGCCUUUCGGAAGGCUCUCGAUUAUUGGUUAGCUUGAAAACUCGCAUCCUUAGCCUAGCUGGAGGAGCAAAUGUUUUGAAAACAAUGCAAGAAGCUGCCCAGUGGGCAUUACAAGUUGGCUGGAGUGUACUUUUACCAACUGCCUCAGAAAGAGCACAAACAUUAACAUCACUACUGCCAUCGGAACCGGGUAUUUCGACGGCGGGUCAUAGAUUUAUGACCGACCUCUUAGUGGGUUCGCUAAUGGCAGAAGGCGGUCUGGAAACAGCUUUGAAACAAGCCAUACGUUUGGAAUGUAAUGAUUGCUGCGCCGACAAUGGUCACAACCUACCUUUGCUACAUCUCAUUAAACAACUAUUGCGCAAUAAUUCUGCCUUAACUCAGGCCAAGCUAACACAACUAGUACUCAACAAUGGCUGCCUCAAGACGACAGAAGAAGACAAUAAUCCAUCCCUGCAAUUGUUGGAACAUUCUAGUCCCAGUUUAGAUUUACUCCAUCGUUUUCAGCGUCUGCUCUUCGCACACAUCCAUGAAUGUCCCAAAAAUGAAGAUUUAACCGGUGCCGAAUUGCUGCUUAGCAAAUAUGUCCAAAGUGCUAUUAGCCUAUGUAUACAUUCCCUACAGAAAGCCCAUGAAGUGGCCUUGCAAGGCAAAGAAGGAGUACCCGAUAUUCUAAUGACAGACAUUUCCGAUACUCUACUCUAUGAACUUUUAAUUGGCCUUAUAAUUUUAAAACGUGAUCGACCCACGCUAAUGCCGGCAUUUGAUUGGUCUCAUCAUUUUGUUCCUCUGCUGCAUGCCUUAGAUAAUUUAAAUCGUCUCAUUUGUGAUAGUGAUAUACAGGAUUCAGAUGAUUUGGGUUGGCCCGGUAUUAUAUGCCGCGGAAAUUUGAAAAAUUCUUCUAUGUCACAACAACAACAGGAGGAGCUGAUGCUGAUACGUAAAAAUGAUUUUGAAAAUCAUUUAUUGGAUGGUGGCAAAUGGAUCAUAUUGAAUGGUUAUGUGUGUGAUAUUAAUGAUUAUCAAAAUGAAAAUUCCUGCAUUAAUGAUUACUUGAACGAAAGCAUUGGUAAAGAUCUUUCUGUGGAUUUGAAUAAUACCAAUUAUCGUUCAUGUCUGGAGUAUAUUCUAAGUCAUUACAAGGUUGGACGUUAUGCACCUAAUAUUAGUGAGGAAAAGCCACAUUUACAACAAAGUAAAGUUUUAACCCACUUCAACUCGGAACGAGCAUUGGCUUACCUCUUGGGUUUAGUUGUAAACACGUUGCAGAUUGGUCCACCUCCCCAACCCGCAGAAUUACAAUGUAAAACGAUUAUUAAAUCAAGUAUAUUAAGUGGCGGUUUACAGGUACUACAGCCGAGUAAUCCCUUUGAUGAGGAGAAAGGUGAGGCUCGCAGCAGUGCCAGUACGGCUGGUAGCACUCCAACUGAACCACCAGCUCAUACCAUGGCAACAAUUGGUGCCACCAUUUUAUCACCCAAUAAUGUGCAACAACGUAUAGAAACCUUAGUAUCCGGUCUAUCCGAUGGUCGCUUAACAGAUCCCUUAGUAGUAACCUGGAUGACAAUUUCCGAACGUUUUUGCAAGGAAAACAAUUUAAUAUGGCAUCAAGAAUUUCCUCCCGAACAUCCGGUACAAGAGCUGGAACGUUUGCUGACCGCUGUUUUAAUACGCCAUCAAAGUCUGGGUGGUUUAAUCCUAACCACCAUUGAACGUGAUUUAGGUGGUGUUACAACAAAUCCAGCUGGAAAAUUACCCAAACAAAUUGCCGAAAUUAUACGUUUAAUAUAUCAAACGAAAUGGUCGGUUGUCCGUAUAAGACAACAAUUAAAUCGUAGCUAUAAAGAGGUGUGUGCUCCAAUGUUGGAACGUUUACGUUUCCUGCUGUAUGAGGUACGACCCGCAGUGAGUUUAGAACAAGAAGGUCUACACAAGUUACCAAUUCUACACAAACUGCCAAGGUUUAAGCAAAUUGUUCGCAAAAUUAUUGCUGAAAUGCGUGUGGCCAAGAAACAGCUAAUAUGUGCCAAACCGGAGGAUAUCCUUAAUGUUACCAUACAAAGUCAAAAUGUUGCACAAAAAUUAAAUCAAUCACAGGAAUCUCUUUUGGAAGCAUCAAAUAUUGACCGCAAUAUGCCAGCCGCUACAGAAAUUGUGACAAUGCCCCCGGCCCAUGCCACAACCGUACAAAUACCAUCGACCCUCACAAAUCAUCCAUCAAAUGAAAAUCUCCUCGAAACCGGUGAUAAUAAUGUCAUCUUGAGUGAACGUAAAGCCUCUCAUGAUGAAAUAAAACAACAGGCAGCUGCAGAUCUCGAUUAUGAAGAUAAAAAACCCGAUGUAGAACCAAGACUUAGUAGUGAUCUCAUACGACGAUUAUGUGAAAAAUGGUAUUUCUCGGGUGAUGUCAACACGACAAUUAUGAAUGAAAUUGUUGAAUUUGUAAUGCAAGAAAUCUGUGAUGUAGAAACGGUGCGUCGCGCCAUGUAUUGUCAGGUGCAACGUUAUCAGAUACGCCGUCAAGGCUUGGAAAUGUUCCAUACCAUUUUGCAGGUUAAUGGUUUAAUGGAUGCCGUUAAAUAUAAUAUGCUGAGUGGCUAUUUGGGUUUACAUCUCAAGGGUAAUAAACAGACAACCACAAAUAUCCUAGAUGAUCUCGGUUCAAUAACGGCAUUUCAAAAAGCCAAUUUAAUGUUGGCCCAAGCGAAAAUCUUGGAAUGGUCUGUUGGCGAACUUCAAAGACUAGUUAAUCAAGAACAAAUACAUUUUAAAUCGAAAUACAACAACACCGGCAAGGACAAUACAAAUUUGGGUACAUAUGUUUUUCUCAAGAAGUUACCCAGAGCCCGAUUCCUUUUGAGCAUCUUUGGUAUUUUGGCCAAAGAUGUAAGUUCAAAUGAACUUAGUUUACUCAUCAAUUCCGGUACUUUGGGAACGGUGUUGGGCUUGUUAAGUCAAACUGGUGGUGAUAUACCGGCUGUAAAAAAUACCUAUGAAUUGUCAACAGUCUAUGAAGAUACCAUACUCAAACAGAAAUCGAAUAAGGCGAAUUUGACGGGUCCGGAAUUGGCAAAACUAAUGAAAAUUGGUACGCGUAUUGUACGAGGUGCUGACUGGAAAUGGGGUGAUCAAGAUGGUAAUCCACCUGGUGAGGGACGAAUUAUCAGUGAAGUUGGUGAAGAUGGUUGGGUACGCGUUGAAUGGUAUACUGGCGCCACCAAUUCCUAUCGUAUGGGCAAAGAGGGUCAAUAUGAUUUGCGAUUGGCCGACAGUGCUCUAAAUAUUGUAUCACCAGAUUCGGAAACGGAAAAAGAAGAAAUUAGCUGUGACUCGACAUUGAAUGGUGAAUCGCAUCCAACAAAAUUGUUGCGUUAUGCCUGUACGAAAUUUUUACAAAUUGUAUCGGUUGGAAUUGGUCUACAUUCGGAGAAGAUGGAUAAGAAUGCAGUACGCGGUAUAGCAUCAAUGUUUCGUUCAAUAUUAAAUCCAGAUUCGACAUUGGCAAACAUAUGUGGUUUGGACAAUUGGACUACAUUGGGAUUCCUGAAGGCAAUUGCAGGUGAAUCCAUAACCUUGUCUAAGCACCUGACCUCCCCCAUUUGGAUUGAUUUCUAUAUAAAUCUGUUGGAACAACCCACAACCCGUGAACAAGAUGUUUUUCGUAAAAUCCAUUGUUUGCGUUUGCUGCAAAUUGUUCUGCUGCAUUGGAGCGAUGAGGGUGAUUUGAAUAAAAUGACAGCCUUGGUUAGACAAAUCUUUUCCACCCUGGGAAAAUUAACUUUAUAUUGUCCCAAUGAUUCUUCGCUGCUGCAAACAACAUCCGAAAAUAAACCUAGAAUUUUAUUAACUUCAUCACAUUCUGGCACUGUGGCUGAGGAAAUUAUUACCCUACUGCGAAAAUUACAUACCCUACCCGUUUGGAAUACGGCCAUCAAUUCGUUCUUAUCACAAAAAUUAUGUGUGGCUGCUGAAUUGUUCGGGGAAGAUGGUUUAGAUUUGCAACACUUGGAGAAUGAAUAUAUUUUCGUAAUGGGUGUCCUCACCACAAUUGGGGGCUGUGAUAUAAGACCAAGGGUGGGACUUCAAGUGUGCCACGAGGGGACAACAGCAACAAUAUGUGGUUUCACCACCAAAGGCAAAUGUCUGCUAAGCACCGAUAAUCAAUCUUUAAAUGGAGAAUGCCGUAAGAUAUCCCUGAGUGCAGCAUUGGAAAGUGCCGAUUAUUCAGUUUUUAGCCUCUCCCGCUUGCCAAUGAACGAAAUGCUAUUGAACUCCUGGUCGGUUUUGUUAUAUGGUCCAGGCGAACGUAAGGAGUCGGUACCAAAUAUAAUUGAUAUAAGCCUUCUACGUUCGCAACAAAUCCAAUUGGCUGUAUUAAAUGCAAAUUGUGUGCUAUAUCGUCAUCAAACCUCAUUACGUAAAAUACUCAAACAAAGAUCUCCGGGCAUGUGCUCAUAUUCAUCCGAAGAAAGUAUUUCCGAUGAAGAACAACCCAACAAGGGAGCAGAAAGUAAACAUGACGGUAGCGAGGAACACGAUCAAAUAAAUACUUCAUCACAAUUUAUGAUGGGCGGUAGUUCCUCUAAUGAAACCGAACUUCUGAUACAAAGCAUUUUGAUUAGGGCCACACAACCCUCACCCGUUAAGGCCUGUUAUACAUACAGUGAAUUAGCCACAGCUGCUUUGAAUUGUUCUCAAGUUUUGGCAUCGCACGUCCAUUCUGAACUGAAUGAUAAUUGUUCGGCUUCGUCGCGUAAUGGUGGUGGCAGCAUUAUGCCUUCAAUGCAGGCCACCAUGAUUCACGGUACUCCAAUUUACAAUAUGGGCGUCUUCGAUGAGGCCACGGGUACCAGCUCCGCCAGCAUUCCAUCAAAUAUUGAAAUUAAAGACUCCGAUACGACAAUGAAUACAUCCAUGUCAUUGAUAUCACAAAUUAUGGAAAUGGGUUUUAGUAAAAAAUCCGUAGAAUUGGCUGUUAAACAAUUAACUGUAUAUCCCAUGAUGCCGACACCUGAACAAAUUGUACAAUGGAUUUUAGAACAUCCAGACAUAUGUAAUAAUACCAUUGAUCCUACAGACUACAAUGAUCCGGCAGAGUUGAUGGGGGGACCGGCAUCUUCGUCAUCAGUGGAUGCAGCAACUUCGGUACCGCAUCAAAAAUUAACCUUGCAAGAUCCCGAAUGUGAUUCAGAUAAUGACAGUGUCGAUACCAGCUCUGACACCGUGGAGGGCUCCUCGGUGCAAGACCAUCAAUUUAAAUACCAAACUCGUAAAGAUUUCCAAACAGCUGACCAAUAUGCCAUGUAUGUACGAGGCUUGGUGUGUCCCGGCAUGAUUGUACGUUGCUGCCGUGAUUUUGAAGAAAUCAAGCAAGGCGAUAUUGGCACUGUGCUCAAAGUGGACACUGAAGGUUUGCACGAUCUGAAUGUACAGGUAGAUUGGCAGCUGCAUGGUAAUACUUAUUGGGUAUGUUUUGUCCAUAUUGAGUUGUUGGAAAAGCCAGCCGAUAAGCUUAGCAUCUCCUCGGUGGCCAGCUUGGAAAGUAAUGGUGGCGGAAUGCCAUCUUCCCAGGUGGUAAUUGGUUCGCAAGUACGAAUGAGAGCAGCUCCACGCUACAAAUGGGGCAACAUUAUGCGUGGCAGCGUUGGCACCGUUACAGCUGUCAAUGGGAAAAAUGUCUGCGUUGAUUUCCCACAACAUCCUGGCUGGAAGGGUUCCAUAAAUGACAUAGAAACUGUGGGCACUUCUGCUCAAGGUUGUACCCUUCUAGGACUGAAUAGCCACUCCGCUCCAAAUGCCAAUGAUCUCAUUGAAGAUUGGUCCAGAUGUAUACGUUCGCUGAGCGUUUCCUCGAAUGAAUCAACCGCCAAACAUUUACUCGAUCGUAGUCCCAAUUGUUGGCAGAGCUCUUCAAGUACCCAAGGCAAACACUGGAUCCGACUGGAAAUGCAUGAAAAUGUUCUCGUACAUAGUCUCUCGAUUACGGUCAGUCCAAGUGAUCAUUCGCAUAUGCCAUCGUUGGUUGUGACUCGCGUUGGCGACAGUAUUGGCAACCUGAAAGAAUAUUCCUGGAUUUCGAUCAAAAUCACCGAUACCACUGUGGCUCUGAUGACCGAUGUAAGGCAGUAUUAUCCCUGGAUUGAAAUAGUCAUCAAACAAUGUCGCAACAAUGGCAUUCAAUGUAAGGUGCAUGCCCUGAACAUAGUUGGACGACGUAAACAAACCGAUUUGGACUUAAUGCUAAUGAAUGCCUCCUUCCUGGCAUGUGAAUAUGAUAAUCUGUCGGAUUCCAAUCAAAAUCUAUCCAUUUCGUCGUAUGCCGAUGCCAAAUCUUCAUCAUCCCUUAGCGAUCCACCAUGUACCGUUAUGGUGUGGGGUUUAAACGACAAGGAACAAUUGGGUGGCCUUAAGGGGUCCAAAGUGAAGGUGCCCACAUUUUCACAAACCAUCAGCCGUCUGCGACCCAUACACAUUGCCGGUGGUUCGAAGUCACUUUUUAUUGUGUCCCAAGAUGGCAAAGUUUAUGCCUGUGGUGAGGGCACCAAUGGUCGCUUGGGUUUGGGAACCAGUGCCAAUGUCUCAGUACCACGACAAGUUCCAGUUCUACAUCAAUAUGUCGUCAAAAAGGUGGCAGUACACUCGGGUGGCAAACAUGCUCUGGCCUUAACUUUGGAUGGCAAGGUUUUCUCAUGGGGUGAGGGCGAAGAUGGUAAAUUGGGUCAUGGCAAUCGUUUGACCAUGGACAAGCCGAAAAUGAUUGAGGCCUUGCGCUCGAAAAAGAUUCGCGACAUUGCCUGUGGUUCAUCACACAGUGCAGCCAUAACGUCGGCCGGAGAAUUAUAUACGUGGGGCUUGGGCGAAUAUGGACGUUUGGGCCAUGGCGACAAUGCAACACAAUUGAAACCCAAAUUGGUGGCUGGUCUCAGUGGCAAACGGGUGAUACAAGUGGCCUGUGGCAGUCGUGAUGCUCAAACAUUGGCCCUAACUGAAGAUGGCGCUGUGUAUUCCUGGGGUGAUGGGGAUUUCGGUAAAUUGGGAAGAGGCGGUUCGGAAGGUUCGUCGGUACCCCAUGAAAUUGAACGUUUGAGUGGCAUUGGUGUUAUACAAAUAGAAUGUGGCGCCCAAUUUAGUCUUGCUCUAACACGUACCGGUGAAGUAUGGACAUGGGGUAAAGGUGACUAUUAUCGUCUGGGCCAUGGUAGUGAUCAACAUGUACGUAAACCCCAACCCAUACAAGGCCUUAGGGGACGUAAAGUUAUCCAUGUUGCUGUUGGUGCUCUCCACUGUUUGGCUGUCACCGAUACCGGCCAAGUCUUCGCCUGGGGUGACAAUGAUCACGGUCAACAAGGAUCCGGAAACACCGUGGUGAAUAAAAAACCUGCUCUUGUUAUUGGUUUGGAUUCGGUAUUUGUGAAUCGUGUGGCUUGUGGUAGUUCACAUUCCAUAGCAUGGGGUUUGCCACAAUCACCCUCAGAGGAUGAGAAAAAGGGUCCCGUGCCAUUCGCAACCACCAAAGAUCCCUUGGGUGGUACAAGUUUGGGUAUAUAUGAUGCAGAACCGACAGUGUGUGUGCCGGCGUCGAGCACCAGUGGUAAUAGUAAGAAACCUAGCAAGGCUAGUUUAAGCGAAACGUUGCUAUCUUUGGAGACGAACGGAGCCAGACAGACGGCCUUAAAUUAUGUUUUAAAUGCAAUGAGCAUUCUACAGGCUCGGCAAUUAAUUGUGGCCGCCCUAACUAGUCACAGUAAAGUGAAUUUGAACGAAAGACUAAGCAGUGAUAUUGAUACAGAAAGCGGAACCGGAACUGGAGGAGUUGCAGGCGGAUUGGGCGGUGGUGGUGGCAUGAGAGAUACCCUAAGCCAUCAAAGUAGCCAACAACAAAUUGUAAACAAUACGAAUGAAAUUAUAGCUCAAGGUGGGGGUGAAGCUUUGGCAGAUGCCUCCGAUCCCGCAGUCCAUGAACCUUCCCCAGAAGCAGAACUACCUACCAGCGUUAUGCCAACAGACAGAGGUUCAGAACGUAUACGUUCUGACUUGAGUGCUUUUCAUAGCCUUACUGGGUCAAUGUCAUUGUCGGCGUCGUUGUCGAGUACCGCACCCCAUAAACAUUCAAAAAUGUCUGCCUCAGCAAUGUCGGUAAUGGCAGCCACGAUGAAUAACCAAGAAGAGAUGAUAAACGAAACUUCGUUAACGGGUUUGGAUGAUUUCACCUCACUACUGGGUGAGUCAGAGGCCAAGAGUUUGGUGGAAUUAUUGAAAUUAAGUGUGGCGGGACGGACGGGACCUUCAAGUACAUCGCAAACUAUUGCUGAGACCCUCAUAGCAUUGGGUUCCAACAGCCCGACAAUUGGUGCCAUGCUACUGGAAACCUGUAUAACCGAAUUGGAAGAUCUCUGUACCUCCCGCUACAGUUUGGGUAAAGUACCCAAACCGGUGAUGCAAGAAAGCAGCCAUCCUUAUGUUGAUAAUGUCACCACAACCGGUCAUGUGAAGAUACCUGGAGCAGAGGCUUUACGUCUGGAAUUCGAUUCAAAUUGUUCCACAGAAAAACGCAACGAUCCUUUAGUCAUCAUGGAUGGUUCUGGCCGAGUGAUCGCCAUGCGUUCGGGACGAGAAUUUGCCCAAUGGGCAUCGGAAAUACGUAUACCUGGAGAUGAAAUGAAAUGGAAAUUUACCUCCGAUAGUUCAGUUAAUGGAUGGGGUUGGCGUUUUUGGGUACAUGCCAUAAUGCCGGCCACAACAAUGAAUGAACGAGGUUCCGACCGGGCAGUACUAUCACAACCGUCAAUGCCACUGGUAAUGGCGUUGCUGGAUGAACGUUUGGGUCCCAACAACACCAGUGUCCUACUGCGUUUGGCCGCCGCCUUGGCUGCUUGUGCUCAACUGAACUCCUUGACUACAACACAACGUAUUUGGUCUUUAAAGAGAUUGCAUGCGGUAUUGCUAACGAAAUAUGCCCCCAAGCCAUUGGAUGCUUCCUUGAAUCCAAUACUAAUGCCUUUGAUACCAGAACUCUUGAGGCAAUAUGAAUACGAAGAGCCACAGGUAAGGGGUGGCAUCCAUUUAAUGCAUUCCGAUUAUUUUAAGACAUUGGCUGCCCUGGCAUGUGAUAUGCAAUUGGAUGCCGUCUUGCCACCGGCCGAUGUUCACAAAUGGGCUUGGUUUAAACGUUACUGCAUUGCUGUGCGGGUGGCCCAGUCCCUGAUAAAACGUACCGAAUUGCCCAAAUCAUUUUGCAUGGAGGUGAGAAAAAAAUUUGCCGAAAUGAUGCCGCAACCGACACAAUCGCAUACGCCCCAACCGGGUGGUUCCUCGAUGAUGAACUCGACCACAUCGUUGGGAUCUUCCACAAGCACGGCUACAAAUCCCUCGCCACAACCUUGUCUAACGGCCAUGGUAAAUACGUUAACACCUAGCACCAGUAGCUUGAUACAGUAUAUAGAUACGGUUAUGACAUUGUCAUUGCAGGAGACCGGAGGAGCUUGCGGUGGCAGUGGCGGUGCAGCGUCAGCAGGUCCCAUGACACCAUGUUCCACGGCCGGCGAGCACAUACAAUUUAUGCAUGAAGAUCACCACCUAUUCAAGACCGAACAUGAUAGUCAAUUGCUGCAAUGGCUAAACAGACGUCCCGAUGAUUGGGCCUUAUCUUGGGGUGGGGCAAGCACAAUUUAUGGAUGGGGUCAUAAUCAUCGUGGUCAAUUGGGUGGUCUGGAGGGCAGUCGCAUUAAAACACCAACACCAUGUGAAGCUUUAAGUCUUCUGAGGCCUGUCCAGUUGGCGGGAGGAGAGCAGACCCUGUUUGCUGUGACACCAGAUGGAAAACUGUUCGCCACCGGUUACGGUUGUGGUGGAAGACUUGGUGUGGGUGGUACUGAUUCUUGGGCCGUUCCCACCUUGGUGGCAUCACUGCAACAUGUUUUCGUGAAAAAGGUGGCUGUCAACUCCGGCGGUAAGCAUUGUUUGGCUCUUACCACAGACGGUGAGGUGUAUUCCUGGGGUGAGGGUGAAGAUGGUAAAUUGGGUCAUGGCAAUCGAAUGGGCUAUGAUCGGCCCAAACUAAUCGAAGAUCUUACGGGCAUUGGUAUUGUCGAUAUUGCUUGUGGUAGUGCCCAUUCCGCGGCCAUUACUGCCUCAGGUCAUGUUUUGACAUGGGGUAAAGGACGUUAUGGCCGCCUGGGCCAUGGCGAUUCGGAGGAUCAGCUGAGACCAAAGUUAGUAGAAGCCUUGCUGGGCUAUCGGGCCAUUGAUAUUGCUUGCGGUUCAGGUGAUGCCCAGACACUGUGUAUUACCGAUGAUGACAAUGUUUGGAGUUGGGGUGAUGGAGAUUAUGGCAAAUUGGGACGAGGUGGUUCGGAUGGCUGUAAGGUACCCGUUAAAAUCGAAAGCCUUUCGGGUUUGGGUGUAAUCAAAGUGGAAUGUGGUUCACAAUUCUCUGUGGCCCUUACAAAGUCCGGAGCUGUCUACACCUGGGGUAAAGGAGAUUUCCAUCGUCUGGGUCAUGGUACAGUGGAUCAUGUGCGAAGACCGAAAAAGGUUGCAGCUUUACAGGGUAAAAAAGUCGUGUCAAUUGCCACAGGAUCGUUGCAUUGUGUGGCAUGUACGGAUAAUGGCGAGGUGUAUACAUGGGGUGACAAUGAUGAAGGUCAACUUGGUGAUGGUACGGUUAGUGCCAUACAAAGGCCACGAUUGGUGCAUGCCUUGGUUGGAAAACACAUUGUGAAGGUGACCUGUGGUUCGGCCCACACCUUGGCGUUGUCAACGUCACAGUUAUCGGAGAGGGUAAGACCACCACCAAAUCCUCCUUUGGAAUAUGAUUUGGUUAGAGAUUUGCCACCGGAAGCCUUGCAUGCCCGUCUUGUGUUGCUGCAUCAUUUCUCAGAACUAUUGUGUCCAUGCUUGGCCAUGCUGCCCAUAACAGGCGAACUUAGUCUGGGUGCUUUGAAAGAUGUUCUGGUGUACACCAUAAAAGAGGCAGCCUUCCGUAAAGUCAUCCAGACCACCAUGGUAAGAGAUAAACAACAUGGACCGGUUAUCGAAUUGAAUAGGAUACAGGUGAAACGUUCCCGCAACAAAUCCGCGAAUGGUUUGGCUGGCGUGGACGGCAUGAAAAGUGUUUUUGGUCAAAUGGUACAGAAACUGCCGCUUCUGACACAGGAGGCAUUGUCUCUGCCCCACCGUGUGUGGAAGGUGAAAUUUGUUGGUGAAUCUGUAGAUGAUUGUGGCGGUGGUUACAGCGAAUCGAUUGCCGAAAUGUGUGAUGAGCUACAGAAUGGUAGUGUACCACUUUUGAUUGGUACACCAAAUGGCCGCGGUGAGGCAGGGGCAAAUCGUGAUUGCUUUUUGCUGGAUCCCACGCUCACCUCGGUGUUACAAAUGAACAUGUUCCGCUUUUUGGGAGUUCUUAUGGGUAUUGCUGUACGGACUGGUUCACCGCUUAGUUUGAAUCUCGCUGAACCCGUUUGGCGUCAAUUGGCCGGUGAACAAUUACGACCAUCAGAUUUAACUGAAGUGGAUCGUGAUUAUGUAGCCGGCCUGUUGUGCAUACGCAAUAUGGAUGACGAUCCGAAAGUGUUUAGUACGCUGGAAUUGCCAUUUUCAACAUCGUCGGCCAAGGGCCAUGAAGUGCCAUUGUCGACACGUUAUACCCGCAUUACACCACAAAAUCGUCAUGAAUAUGUACGCCUGGCAUUGAAUUUCCGUUUACAUGAAUUCGAUGAACAAGUUAAGGCCGUACGUGAUGGCAUGUCCAAAGUAAUACCCGUCCCACUGCUCUCCCUAUUUUCGGCAUCUGAGCUACAAGCUAUGGUCUGUGGUUCGCCAGAUAUUCCAUUGGGUCUUUUGAAAUCCGUGGCUACAUAUAAAGGUUUUGAUCCGAAUUCUGAUCUGGUACAAUGGUUCUGGGAAGUUAUGGAGGAGUUCUCAAAUCAGGAACGUUCUUUAUUCUUGCGUUUCGUGUGGGGUCGUACCCGUCUACCACGCACUAUUGCCGAUUUUAGAGGACGAGAUUUUGUUUUACAAGUUUUAGAGAAAAAUCCGCCCGAUCACUUUUUACCCGAAUCAUACACAUGUUUCUUUUUAUUGAAAAUGCCUCGAUAUUCAUGCAAGGCCGUUUUAAUGGAGAAACUCAAAUAUGCCAUACAUUUUUGCAAAAGCAUUGACACUGAUGAAUAUGCCCGUGUUGCAAUGGGCGAUCCCACCGAAGCAACCGGCAGCGAAGAUAAUAGUGAUUUAGAAUCUGUAGCAAGUCAUGAGGCCUAGAAUAUGGAAAAUAACGAUUUCGAAGA
Messenger RNA from Musca vetustissima, 15260 nucleotides. It is a transcript of the gene HERC2, whose product is annotated as probable E3 ubiquitin-protein ligase HERC2. The record is from RefSeq and is a predicted model, not a curated record. Bases 1 to 15234 code for a protein of 5077 amino acids. NCBI's taxonomy places the organism in Eukaryota, Metazoa, Arthropoda, Insecta, Diptera, Muscidae. The transcript has 12 exons. Gene Ontology annotation, molecular function: metal ion binding; ubiquitin-protein transferase activity. Gene Ontology annotation, biological process: protein ubiquitination.